UUUCCUCCUUCCCAUUUCAGCGAAUUGCACCAGGUUUUGUCAACAACUACAUUCAAAAAGGCUAAGAUGUCUCAGUUCAAAAAGCGAAUUCAUCUUUUCAACUGUGAUAACACAUACAAGCUAGAGCCUGUUGAAAAAUUGCUGGAGAAAUGUGGCAUCCAUGUUGAGCGUGUUGAGAAGCACUACUUCAGACUUCCUAAAAUGUAUGAAAUGGUAGACAUAAUUCCCACCUUAGAGAUGGAUAUGGCCUUUUUCGUGGUUCAUGCACAUGAAUGUGUACUCUCGAUAAACGAGGACGGCGCGGGAUUUGGCUACGCCAAAAUAUACCGGGCUUUAUUACAAGCAACGGGUGGAGAUGUCAUCAUCGUUAUCGGGGGAGAUGACAAAUACAAGGGCGAAGACGAAGAGGAACGUGAAGUUAUUUCACGUUGGGCGAAAAGGAAAGUCGUCUCACAGUUUGGCAAAGAGUAUCUUGAUGGCAGAAAGAGCUUUAUCUUCUCUUGGAACAAACAACAUCGAGCCGUUCACGAACAAGCUUUAUUGCAUCACUUUGACCUAAACAAGAAAGGACUAAAGUUUGAAUAUCGGCCGCCUACUCCAAACCAACAAUCAAACUCAGAACCUCAAUUGCAGGAAACAUUUACAGAAUUAGAAAAUCCAUACACAUCCAAGAGUUACUCACAGAACGGUAAAGACACCUCUUUACUGACGGUUGAUAAACAAGAAAGUCCGACUGAUUCACACUCUAGUGGCGUUAGCAGUGCCGCGGGCGGCAGCAGAGACUUGGUGGGAAUGGAACCUUCUUUCAGUAAUCAAGGGGACAAUUAUUUACAAACUAAAUAUUCAGAAUUAAAAAGCUGUCAUGGGGAGAGUUCCCAAAAUACCCCGCAGCCUGUUCUGGCGACACAACUCCCUGGAAACCCUCCUCCCGUUGUUGUGCUGAGAAGUAUUGCUCGUUAUGGAAGGAUAUCUAAUCAAUUAGGUGACCUUCAAGUUUGGGACCCUGAAUUUAAAAUUCCAGAUGACAUUCAAGAUAAGUUGCUUACUAAACACUGUCAUACCCCUGAGACUGGAGUACGAAUUAUUAGGUAUAGUGAUGGCACACUUGAGUGUCAUAAUUAUCAAAAUCUAACAAAGUUUUUUCUGAAUGAAGAUAUAGAGCUUGCUAAAGAUGAAUUUCUCGUAAUGAAAACUCGUAUCCGCCACGGAAAGGUGUCUUUUGAAGACGUUGAUGUACAGUUUAAGUUUGGAAAUGUUCAUAUUCCUCAAGACAUUAUCUAUGGUUUCACAGGAAAAGAUAGUGCUUACGUGUACAUUAUUUCAGGAACCGCAAAGAAAUUUCGACUUAUAGUGAAAAGGGAGGGUGCUUCUAUAAGAGUAAGAGGGUUUAUGAAUAGAGAGUUUCAUUUUUUGUCUCGUUUUCUUCAAAACUCUUAGCACCGGAGAAAAUGCAUUUUAUGUUUGUAAGUUAGAGCGAGUUGGAGUGUCUGUGAGACGAAAUACUUUUUGCGUACUUAUAUAGCCUAUCAUGUAUACAAUCCAUUGAGGAAAAAUUUUAAAAAAUUACAACUCGUUUUUUUCUGGUCCAAAGGUGUUCUUAUUUUGCCUAAAGUGGUUCCAUAGACUGGUGAAGAGUUAGUGAGUGAUGACGUAGAAAGCUGUGAAAACUUUCGAUUCUCUUGUAAUUUUGUAUUAGUUUAUUUAUUAAUUAGCGGUGUAUACCUACUUUCAGUAAGCUCCGCCGAGGGUUGUG
Pocillopora verrucosa is the source of this 1753-nucleotide messenger RNA. The record is from RefSeq and is a predicted model, not a curated record. Lineage: Eukaryota; Metazoa; Cnidaria; Anthozoa; Scleractinia; Pocilloporidae.